AUGGGUUCCAGCGAGUCGAAACCUAUCUCCGCACACGUGUGGAAGGCCUCAGCGCCCAACGGCCUCUCACAAGACCUUGUCGACUCGCUACAGUCCAGUAACGAGGUACAUCACCCCCCCAUUCGAACCGCAGACCGAAACACGAUUAAAGUCUACUCGAUUGAAACUAACAAACGUCUUCCCCACCAGACUGAUGCCUCCCGCACCAAGAUCUACGAGCUCCAGAUCCAGGCCCGCGUGGCCGAGGAGCUCAAGAAGCUCCAGCAGCAAGAGGCCGAGGCCCUCAAGGUCGCACACGACAAGCUAAACAGCGCCGAGUUCAAGGAGGAUGGAAGUUUGAGCCAGCACACCGUCAACAAGGAGAUCGAGGCGAUGCGGAAGCGGCUCGAGGAGCGCAAGCAGGUGCGGCCCCUGCCCGAGGCCGUCGAGGGCGCGCGCAACGAGGUCAUCCGAUGCCUGCGGGAGCACGACCGGCGGCCGCUCGACUGCUGGCAAGAGGUGGAGAACUUCAAGGCCGAGGUCAAGAAGCUGGAGAAGUCUUGGGUCGAGAAGGUUGUGUCGUAA
Molecule: messenger RNA, 564 nt
Organism: Fusarium keratoplasticum
Lineage: Eukaryota; Fungi; Ascomycota; Sordariomycetes; Hypocreales; Nectriaceae
Exons: 2
Coding region: 1-564 (187 amino acids)
Source: RefSeq, a predicted model, not a curated record